This is a messenger RNA of Cydia pomonella (codling moth), 2550 nucleotides long. It is a transcript of the gene snky, whose product is annotated as protein sneaky. Gene Ontology annotation, cellular component: membrane. The coding region runs from base 1 to 2115 and encodes 704 amino acids. NCBI's taxonomy places the organism in Eukaryota, Metazoa, Arthropoda, Insecta, Lepidoptera, Tortricidae. The transcript is spliced from 12 exons. The record is from RefSeq and is a predicted model, not a curated record.
AUGGCAGUCAAAGGAAUUGUGAAAUGCAUGAGAGCCUGUGUUGCUUUCGUCGGGGGUUUUCUGUUGGAGCAGCUGUACUUUAUCUUUAUGCUGCGGGACUUGAUGUCUCACGACGUGGGAUAUGUCGCAUCUAUAGUUCUAAGUGUAACCCUUGCACACUUCAUCAGAUUGAUUUCAGGUUUAUUAAAUGUAGCUGCAAUUCAAAUACGAUGCAUUUCCCUCCUGACUAUUCCUAUGUACCUCGGCAAGGACGGCCGGCGCGUGUUGAAGGGAUUGAUACUGACUUAUGUUGUUGCUGGGCCCAUCAUGAACAUGAGUUUAAACGCUCGCGAGGUGGUGAGAGUGUUCGCGUGUAGCAAUGAGCUGGCGCAUAACCUGUCCGGUGUUCGGGACGCACUGAUCGCGCGCCCGCUGCGCGAAACCGUAGAUGGGAUGGAAAACGAGAUCAAACAAGCUGCAGAGACUCUGAACUACUUCCAAGAUGUGACUGCGCCAAUAGAAAGCGAAAUAGAAGUAGCCAACGAGCUGCAACAGAGCGCAGAACUGACGCGCACAGCCGACGAUUUGAUUCAAGGGAAUCGCUCCCGUGACAUCGAGCACAAAUACCAAAUUUUGCCAAGUGACCAACCAACUGAGUUAUACCAGAAAGAAUAUCUCAAGAAAACGGAAUACCGCUGCAACAACGUUUUGUCGGCGGCUGUGUUGCGCAGCAAGGAGCAGAUGUUUCAGGCAAGAAUACUACAUUAUGAUACAAGGGCAACAGUAGAAAAAACGUGGCAGGCGUGCGCCGACAAGCUGCCGUGGCACGUGGCGGCUGUGUUUUGCGCGCCACUAAUGACGCGAGCGGCACGUGAUGUACCCAGCGCGCUGGGGGCUGGCAUUUGUGAUAGCAGGAUGCAGGCCCCACCAAUCUACAAGGUUUUACCGAAAUCUCAAAAUAUUGUGAUCUUGUCCAGCUUUGAUGAUUCAUUUGAAGACAAGUCACAUUUCCCCAAAAUAUCUUCAGGGUUAAGUGUUGGAUACGCGGCCCUGGAAGAAGCUAAGGCCGAGUUAAUGAAAGGUCCCGAUGAAAUACUUAUAAGCUACCAAGAACCUAAUGAAUAUGAUGCGUAUGCCGAUGUUCAGGCCGCGAAAGAGACGGGAGAUCGCGUAAAACAAGCUUUCGAGGAGAAAUUCUCAGUUAUCCAGAAUGCCCUCACCGCAGUGAACGUGUGUCAAGCCAUACUAUUUCUACGCAUAGCCAUAGCAGCACAGGCAUAUCACGAUUUAUUCCUCACGAACAUCGACUUUGAUAACGUGUACAUCACCGACUUGUUUAGAAAGAUCGAGAGGCGGAGGCUUAUGAGGAGUCAGUACACGCUCUUGCCUUUGAAAAAGAUGGAGCGCAGCCGCUACGUAGAUGUAUACUCCCUAGCGUAUUCUACGGCAGACCGCCAUCGCUUGCUGGCGCAGAUGCUCAAGGUGCUGCUAGAGGUUGUGACAGCUACCACGUUCGUGAUGCUGGACCGGCUGUUCUAUGAGGCGCUGGAUGUGGUGAGCCAGCAUGCUAGGGUGGUAGGCGAAUCUGGCACUCGGGAUUUGGAGAUUGAGGUUAUGAUCAUACAAUAUCCAGUUGACAGAAACGUAGCCAAAGUGUUGAUAUUGAUUCUCGCGAUGAUCUCACAUUUCCGUACCAGCCGCGUGCAGGGCAUCGCGACUAACACUUACCCUCACCUUUGCCAUAUGCCGACUAUUUUCUAUUUCUUUGCUUUGCAUUCUCCAAUCCAGGUAGAAGGGACAGGAAUCGUAGCAAACACUAUCCGCGCGAUGAUCUCGCAUCUCCGUGCAAGUCACGUGCAGGGCACGGCGACCAACACUUGCUUGCCUCACCCCCGAAUAAUGCCAGCCAUCUUUUAUUUGCGGAUCUACGGGGGCUAUCUCUGGGUACUUCUGCUGCUCUGCGUCAACCCUUAUACCUCGCGAUUGAGAAGGCUGAUCUGCAGCUACUUCUAUCCGCGGCGCGAAAAACAGCGAGUGUUGCACCUCUACAAUGACAUCCUAAAGAAGCGCAUUAAAUUGGACGCCACUCUUCGAAGAAAGGCUGUCCAGGCAAGUCAAGUCCCACCUUCAUUCUAAGCAGGGCUAUCCAAUCCUUGGACCCGGGUACGUCCUUAAACUACGUCCAAAAGAGAGGUAUGGGCAUUAUGAAUAACAUCUCGCUUUGUGUGGUAGGGCACAGCACAGCGGCAGUGUUGUGUUCCUGUCGGUGAGUAAGGUUGCCAUAGCUCAACGAGGGGGAGGGGGGUUUGGGUCGGCAACGCGCAUGUAACUCCUCUGGAGUUGCAGGUGUACAUAUGCUACGGAGACUGCUUACCAUCAGGCGGGCCGUAUGCUUGUUUGCCACCGACGUAGUAUAAAAAAAUAAAUCCAAUGGACACUAAAGUUUAUUUUUAUUUAAGCAAGUAGGUAUUUCAAUCUUCUAAAAGUUGAAUAAGAUUUUAUGGCGAUAAACCCUUAUCGUAUUUUCGACUUUAACAUGUCUUGUACUUUUUCGCUGUGCAGUCAGUACGG